AUGGCUUGUGUGAGAGGGAGCGGGGGAAGCGCUUGGUAGUAACGUCUAACGGUUGAGUCGGAUCAACCCUGCGGCCAGCGGGCAGAAGUGUUUGUACAGUGAUGGACUAGGAUGGACGGGAGUCAUUCACACUGACCAGGGGAUGUCUGGCGUCUCAACGCGAAUCACGUGGUUUUGGAUGAGAAAACAUUGAAUAUUUGAAAAAAGUGUAACAAUGGGAGUUGGAGACCGGUUUGGAUAUUUGAAAAGAUGGACAGGGUUUUUAUCAAUUUUUGUGUUGUGCUUGUGGGUUUGUCGGACUACGUCGUCGCCUGCCUGCGAGCCCGUGACGCUGUCCCACUGCGUCAACAUCGUCAACACGACGCAGCUUCCCAACCUCUACGGUGACUACACUCAAGAUGACGUUGACGUAAAGACGUCACGACUAUUCCGGGUUCUAGGAUCUCAGUGUCAAACGUUUAACCGUUUUCUCUGUGUGUUGUACCUGCCCCCGUGUCCCGACCCCCACCGACGCACCCCGGGGGUUCUACCCCUCCCCUGCAGACAGGUGUGUGAGGGGGCAAGGAAAGAGUGUAACGGUGUCAUGGCUGACAACGGCAUGAGGUGGCCCUAUGAACUUCAGUGCCAUAACUUCCCCACUGAGAACUGUGUUAUUGUUCAGGAUUCUGGUGAACUGGAGCUGGUGGAUGUGUCUCUGCGCGUGACCGGAAGUAUACGGCGGCCGAACACACAGCCGGUCAGUGUUGCACCCCUGGAGGCGGAAAUCGGCGACAACGAUGAAUACUCAGUGGAAGUUGUAUCAAUGACAACCAGUCAGAUACCUCAGAGACGAUAUGACGUCAUAGAGCUCGGUGAUGAGGACUUAUACCACGGCUGGGCGGAUGUGCAGGGCACCGGCGCAGCAAACGACUACUGCAGAAUUUUGGGACGUGGAAAGAGAAGGUUCUUGUCAUGCGCACUGGCAGGAAGCUCAGGUCAAGGUCACCAUUACGUUUCUAAGCUAGGUUUUGACAGCGGUCACAGAGACACGUGGUUCAUGCGCGACGUCGACAACGACGGCCGUGACGACUAUUGUAGAUGUGUGGGCAAGCCGGAGGGCUCUAAGAUCUGGUGCAUGAAGGCUGGAGAUAAAGGCUUCUAUGGCAGCACUGUGCAAGGCGGAAGUCAGUACACGUUCGAGCUUCCGGGAUCCACCGGAUGUCAUGAUAAAAAACUUAAUCCUCAGUUUGGAGCUUGAUAUCACUGUUAUUCCAUAUGUGUAAAUAGGGCUGAAAGUAUUCAACAAAGAAGAAAAAUAAACAUUUCUCAUUUUCUUAGUA
Haliotis rubra (blacklip abalone) is the source of this 1319-nucleotide messenger RNA. RefSeq lists its product as uncharacterized. Gene Ontology annotation, cellular component: plasma membrane. Gene Ontology annotation, molecular function: Wnt receptor activity; Wnt-protein binding. The record is from RefSeq and is a predicted model, not a curated record. Gene Ontology annotation, biological process: canonical Wnt signaling pathway; non-canonical Wnt signaling pathway. The transcript has 4 exons. The coding region runs from base 215 to 1237 and encodes 340 amino acids. Lineage: Eukaryota; Metazoa; Mollusca; Gastropoda; Lepetellida; Haliotidae.